AUGUCGAAACAUAAAGUUUCCCUCGAAUGGAAAAAGCGAGUUAAAACGGAGUAUGUGAAAAUUCGACAGAGUAAGCGUCAUAAAAAAGUGGAUGAUGUACGCUCAGCGUGGAAUCGGAACAGGUAGCGUCGAUCGAGGUUCAUGCAAUCAUUAUUAGGUAUGCUAGUUGCGGACAAUGGUUCCUGGUUGUCAACAAAUGCAACAUGGGUCCAAUGCGAAGUGGAACAACUGCCACAUGUCCACUGCAUGAAGAAAGCGGAAGUGAUAGACCAGGAGGGCAUUCAUCAAAAUGUACCGAUACGAGUAGUCAAUGCAGUAACAACAAUUCCAACCAUGUAUACGUGGGCUCCAACGCAACAGAAUUUUAUGGUGGAAGAUGAAACGGUCCUGCACAACAUACCGUAUAUGGGCGACGAAGUUCUCGAUAAGGAUGGUUCAUUCAUUGAAGAGCUUAUAAAAAACUAUGACGGCAAGGUGCACGGUGACAAAGAGGACAGCAUUGAUGAUGCCAUGUUUGUCGAGUUAGUGCACACGUUGAUGCAGUACACAAAUAAGCCUGCUACUGGAGAUGAACCCAAGGAACCCACCAAUGUUAAAGGACCGACAGGAGAAAAAUCGACGAUUGUUAAUGUUGACCAACCCGCUGGAAAAGCCGUACCUAGAAAAGGGGGAAGAGACAAAGAACCGGAAGACAAGUAUGGCGGUACAGAAGCAAACCCGAAUGAGCAAACCAUAUCGUCCGAUUUGAAUGAACGAAUGCAACGACCGAGAAGGAACGGUGCAAACGUGAAAGCGUUUCCACCAGCAAUAAUAUUUCAAGCUAUAAGUUCACAAUUUCCAGAAAAUGGAACAGGAGAAGAACUAAGGGAUAAGUACAUUGAACUAACAGAACGUGUAGAUCCAGAAAGACCGCCGGAAUGCACACCAAACAUCGACGGACCAAGGGCGGAAUCUGUGUCGCGAGAACAAACGCUCCAUUCCUACCAUACACUUUUUUGUAGACGUUGCUUUAAGUACGAUUGUUUUUUACACCGUUUGCAAGCUUGCCAUCCUGGUCCUAACCUCCAGCGACGUCGGUGGCCGGAACUGAAGGCCCCGGGCAAACCAUGCAGUGACGCGUGUUAUUUGCUGUUGGAUGGCAUAAAGGAGCAGCUGUGUUCGGACAAUAACAGCAAAUCGCCUGCAAUGAUGGACUCUGGAAAUGAGGCAUGUUCUGAAGAUAGCAACGAUAGCAGCCACUACAGUAAGGACGCGACGUUUGUAAAGUCGGCCAAAAAUGGAAACAAUCUGUUCGAAAUAUUCGACGCUAAAGACACAGAAUGGAAUGGUUCAGAUAAAUCGUUCUUCCGUACGUUGCAAAAAACCUAUCUGAACAACUACUGUGCCAUUGCCGAGGCAAUGUUGGUGAAAACUUGCCAACAGGUGUAUCACUUCGCGCAACAGGAAGCGGCCGGAUUUCUACCGAUUGAGCUUAAUAAGGACAGUACUCCACCAAGGAAGAAGAAGAAGAAGCAUCGUCUUUGGUCGGUACAUUGUCGUAAGAUUCAGCUGCGCAAAGAGUCGAGCUCGAAUCACGUGUACAAUUAUUCGCCUUGCGAUCAUCCGGGCCAGUGCGAUGCAAACUGCCCUUGUUACAGUGCACAGAACUUCUGUGAAAAAUUCUGUAACUGUAGUAGUGACUGCCAAAAUCGAUUUCCGGGAUGUCGUUGCAAGGCACAGUGCAAUACUAAGCAGUGUCCAUGCUAUUUAGCUGUGCGCGAAUGUGAUCCUGACCUUUGCCAGACGUGUGGAGCAGAGCAUUAUGAAAUUGGCAAAAUUACCUGCAAAAACGUGAGCGUGCAGAGAGCUUUGCAUAAACACUUGCUGAUGGCUCCAUCUGAUGUGGCUGGUUGGGGGAUUUUCCUGAAAGAAAGUGCACAGAAAAACGAAUUCAUUUCAGAAUACUGCGGAGAAAUAAUAUCGCAGGACGAAGCUGAUAGGCGUGGGAAAGUGUAUGAUAAAUACAUGUGUAGUUUUCUUUUCAAUUUGAAUAAUGAUUUCGUUGUCGAUGCCACUAGGAAGGGUAACAAGAUACGAUUUGCCAAUCAUUCUAUCAACCCAAACUGCUACGCUAAAGUGAUGAUGGUAAACGGCGAUCAUCGUAUUGGCAUAUUUGCGAAACGUGCUAUUCAACCUGGGGAGGAACUUUUCUUCGAUUACCGUUACGGGCCAACGGAACAGCUAAAGUUUGUAGGUAUUGAACGUGAAAUGGAGUUUCUUUAA
Molecule: messenger RNA, 2262 nt
Organism: Anopheles marshallii
Lineage: Eukaryota; Metazoa; Arthropoda; Insecta; Diptera; Culicidae
Gene: E(z)
Product: histone-lysine N-methyltransferase E(z)
Exons: 6
Biological process (GO): chromatin remodeling
Molecular function (GO): protein binding; histone H3K27 methyltransferase activity
Source: RefSeq, a predicted model, not a curated record